CAGGCAGCAUAUUUCCACCCGAAUUACUUUCUCGAACCACUCCUUUCAUCCCCUCUAGGUUCCUUCCGACCCGUCCAGGCCGGCGUAGCGCUCUAGAUCGAGGUCUGGCAACUGACGUUCUAGUUUGUGCGCUAUUCCGAACGACAUAGUGCUCGGCCGUUGGACUCAUACAACGUGUACUUGUUUAGAAGUCCCUUUCGUACUUGUAGUGCCGCUAUACAUCGCGUCGGUCCGUCGUGAUCCGAGCCUUUCAGCACGCUCUUCAAGUUUGAAAGGCCCAUAAGCUUAAGCCGUUUGUUAGACACGAAAGGUUAAGUGCUGACUAAAAGACACUUUGAAGAGCGGGAGCGGGCAGAAUGGCGCGGGAGGAGGAGGAGUACCCGGACGAGGGGGAGGAGCGGGUGAUUAACGAGGAGUAUAAGAUCUGGAAGAAGAACACCCCGUUUCUAUACGACCUCGUUAUAACGCACGCGCUCGAGUGGCCGUCGCUCACGGUGCAAUGGAUGCCAGAGCGGCAGGAGCCACCAGGGAAGGACUACUCCGUGCAGCGCAUGGUGCUGGGCACGCACACGUCGGACAACGAGCAGAACUACCUCAUGCUCGUCGACGUGCAGCUGCCGCUAGAGGACACGGAGACGGACGCCAGACAAUACGACGACCAGAAGGCAGACGUUGGGGGGUUCGGCGCUGGGGGCGCUAAGGUGCAAGUGGUGCAGCAGAUCAACCACGAGGGGGAGGUGAACCGCGCGCGCUACAUGCCGCAGAACCCCUUUCUCAUCGCCACCAAGACCGUGUCCGCCGAGGUGUUUGUGUUUGACUACAGCAGACACCCCUCAAAGCCCCCCCAGGAAGGCACAUGCAACCCCGACCUACGGUUAAGGGGCCACAAAACCGAGGGGUACGGGCUGUCCUGGAGCCCCUUCCGCGCCGGGCACCUGCUGAGCGGGUCAGACGACAUGCAGAUCUGCGUGUGGGAUAUCGGAGCGGCUACUAAGGCGAACAAAGUCGUCGAGGCGAAGCACAUAUACCGGGCGCACACAGGAGUGGUGGAGGACGUGGCAUGGCACUGCCGCCACGAGUACCUCUUUGGGUCGGUGGGCGACGACCAGCAGCUGCUGCUGUGGGACCUGCGCUCCUCCGCUGUCGAUAAACCCGCCCACGCGGUUACCGCGCACCCUGCAGAGGUGAACUGCCUCUCAUUCAACCCCUUCAACGAGUGGGUGCUAGUGACAGGUUCAGCCGACAAGACAGUGGCGCUGCACGACAUUCGCAACCUGUCCAAGCGACUGCACACCUUCGUGCAGCACUCGGAGGAGGUGUUUCAGGUGGGGUGGAGCCCGCAGAACGAGACCAUCAUGGCAUCCUGUGGGGCCGACAGGCGCCUCAUGGUCUGGGAUCUCAGCAGGAUCGGCGAGCAGCAGUCACCAGACGACGCGGAGGAUGGGCCGCCUGAGUUACUGUUCAUCCACGGGGGGCACACGAGCAAGAUCUCCGACUUCUCGUGGAACGGCAACGAUGACUGGGUGGUUGCCAGCGUGGCGGAGGAUAAUAUCCUGCAGAUCUGGCAGAUGGCGGAAAAUAUCUAUCUGGACGAGGAGGAGGAGGAGGGGGGGGAGGGGGACGGGGGGAGGGAUGGAGGCGGGAGAAAAAGGAUGGCGGAAUAGAGCAGCUGGAGUAGGGAGUUUUUGAGAAUUCUCAAAAACACCCUGCAAAAAAAGAUGGAGGGAGAAAAAGGAUGGCGGAAUAGAGCAGCUGUAGGGAAGGAGAGAGGGAUGGGGGGUGAGAGGGGAGGGAGCGGGGUCAGGGAGAGGGGGUUAGUCGUGGCGACUAAGAAAAGUGCAGGGGGGAAGAGGGAGGGAUAGGAAGGGGAGAUUCUGGAUGGUAAAAGCGGACUUGAAGGCAGGCCGAGUGGAGGAGUUUUUUUUUAGGCGCCUCAAGAAGGGGAGAUUCUGGAUGGUAAAAGCGGACUUGAAGGCAGGCCGAGUGGAGGAGUUUUUUUUUAGGCGCCUCAAGAAGGGGAGAUUCUGGAUGGUAAAAGCGGACUUGAAGGCAGGCCGAGUGGAGGAGUUUUUUUUUAGGCGCCUCAAGAAGGGGAGAUUCUGGAUGGUAAAAGCGGACUUGAAGGCAGGCCGAGUGGAGGAGUUUUUUUUUAGGCGCCUCAAGAAGGGGAGAUUCUGGAUGGUAAAAGCGGACUUGAAGGCAGGCCGAGUGGAGGAGUUCCAAGGAGCCGAGGAAGGAGUUAGUCUGCGACAGAAUGGUUGCAGUGGAGUCAUUUUUUAUAAUUCUAAAAAAUGAGCCCAUUCUUUGCCGCUGUGUGUUGUGUUGUCACUCUCUGAAAGGUCUUCUUGGCCGUCGGCCUCUAAAGAAAGAUGUUGCGGCCCACAUUGGCCCGUGUUUUGCUAGUUUGUGACGUGUACCCCAGG
This is a messenger RNA of Closterium sp. NIES-67, 2423 nucleotides long. NCBI's taxonomy places the organism in Eukaryota, Viridiplantae, Streptophyta, Zygnematophyceae, Desmidiales, Closteriaceae. The record is from the annotation of a GenBank genome assembly.